AUGCCAUACCAUUCAUUACCUGACUCAAUCAAGACCUCUAAUUGUCGCAUUGUUUAUCUCUGUCGCAAUCCCUACGACUCCUUUGUCUCCGCCUGGCACUUCUUCUCUAAGCCUAGACCAGAGAGUAUUGAGCCUCUAUCGUGUAAUGAUGCUUUUGACAUGUAUUGUAGGGGUGUCAUCGGUUUUGGGCCCUUCUGGGACAAUGUAUUGGGGUACUGGAAGGAGAGCCUGAAGAGGCCUCAAAAGGUGCUGUUUUUGAUGUACGAGGACUUGAAAGAAGAUAUUAUUUUUCAGAUGAAGAGGCUAGCAGAGUUUAUGAGCAUUCCAUUCUCUUUAGAGGAAGAGAGUGAAGUUGUGAUAGAAGACAUAUCAAGGUUGUGCAACUUUAACAAUAUGAGAGAGUUGGAGGUGAACAAAACUGGUAAAUCCAUUAGACACUUCGAGAAUAAGACGUUCUUUAGGAGAGGUGAAGUGGGUGAUUGGAUCAAUCAUUUUACACCUGAGAUGGUGGAACGCUUGAACAAGGUCAUUGAAGAAAAGUUGGGUGGUUCUGGGUUAGCAUUCAAGACUAGUUUGUGA
Molecule: messenger RNA, 579 nt
Organism: Camellia sinensis
Lineage: Eukaryota; Viridiplantae; Streptophyta; Magnoliopsida; Ericales; Theaceae
Source: RefSeq, a predicted model, not a curated record